Molecule: messenger RNA, 1505 nt
Organism: Cajanus cajan (pigeon pea)
Lineage: Eukaryota; Viridiplantae; Streptophyta; Magnoliopsida; Fabales; Fabaceae
Cellular component (GO): endoplasmic reticulum
Source: RefSeq, a predicted model, not a curated record
UUCUCACCGGUGGUUCUCGUCAUAAUUAUACCGUUUGUUUUCAAAAUUUAUUCAACGACCAACAGAAGUUUCGCACGGCGAAUUUAGCAAGCUUACCAAGAUGACGACACUCUCAUCCAAACACUGCCUUACCACUGCCUCCGCCGCCACAUUCCUCUUCACAUUCAUCGCCGUCCUAAUUUCCGCGGUCCUCGCCGGCGACCUCCACGUCAUCAAUUUCCGAUCGCGGAGCCUCUUCCCGGAGGGCCUGGCGUGGGACCCGACAACGCAACGCUUCCUGGUCGGAUCCCUCCGCCAACGCACGAUCUCCGCCGUCUCCGAGGGCGGCAAGGUGGAAACCCUAGUCUCCGACGAUUCCCUCCCGGAGAACGUCACCGUGGGAGGCAUCACCGUGGACUCACUCAACCACCGCGUCGUGGCUGUGUUCCACUCCCUGGAGCCCCUCCCCCCGUUCGACGCCCUCGCCGCGUACGACCUCCGCUCCGGCAGCCGCGUCUACCUCUCCCUCCUCCCCCGCGCGGCGGGCGACGACCGCCGGCUGAUCGCGAACGACGUGACGGCGGACGGCGGCGGCGAGGCGUACGUGACGAACGCGGGGGGGAACUACAUCUGGAAGGUGGACAGGAACGGAGAGGCAUCGAUCUUCUCGAGAUCCGCGAGGUUCACGGAGCAUACGGUGGUGCGCGACGCAGUGUAUAGCGUGUGCGGGCUGAACGGCAUCGUCCACGUGAGCAAGGGGUACCUUCUGGUGGUGCAGUCCAACACGGGCAAGAUGUUUAAGGUCGAUGCGAAGAAUGGGACCGCGAGCCAAGUGGUUUUAAGCGAGGAUAUGAUGGGCGCGGACGGCGUCGCUUUGAGGAGCGACGGCGUCGUUUUGGUUGUGUCGUAUAACAAGUUGUGGUUCGUGAAGAGUAACGAUGAGUGGGCCCGGGGUUUGGUGUUUGACAAAAUUGACCUUGAUUCGGUUGGGCUUCCUACUUCGGUUGUGGUGGGACAGGGCAGUAGGACGUACGUGCUGCACGGCCACCUGCUGGAGGGCCUUUUGGGGAAGUCUCUGAGGGAGAGUUUCAAGAUUGCUGAGGUUAGGUCUCCUAAGGAGAAUCAAGGCAAGAAUGUUUGGAUCUUCCUUUUGCUCGGAAUUGGCUUGCUUUAUUUCUUCUUUUGGAGGUUUCAGAUGAAUCGCCUUGUGAAAAACAUGGACAAGAAGAUCAACUGAUGAUCAUGUAUUUUAAGUUAGUGGGCUUGGACAUGAAAUAUGCAUCCUUGUUGGGUAUAAUACAACAAGCACAGCAAAACCCCAACCCUACAAUAAAAAGGAUUAAUAAGCACAUACAUAAUCACAUCCAUCCUAAAGUUACUUAUCACAAAUUUCAUGUACGACUAAGCAAGAGGGGAAACUUUGAUCUUGAUAUUUGUGAAAACAAAGAUCUAAUUCUAAUGGUAUUGAAAGAGUCAAAUGUGUGUUCCUACUAUUGCAACCAUGUUUGAUAAAUUAUUUGCUACUA